Messenger RNA from Syngnathoides biaculeatus (alligator pipefish), 1058 nucleotides. RefSeq names its product mitochondrial ribosomal protein L19 (gene mrpl19). Gene Ontology annotation, molecular function: structural constituent of ribosome. The record is from RefSeq and is a predicted model, not a curated record. Gene Ontology annotation, biological process: translation. The coding region runs from base 14 to 937 and encodes 307 amino acids. Lineage: Eukaryota; Metazoa; Chordata; Actinopteri; Syngnathiformes; Syngnathidae. Gene Ontology annotation, cellular component: ribosome; mitochondrial large ribosomal subunit. The transcript is spliced from 6 exons.
UCAUUUUAUAUCUAUGGUCCAACGAGGCUUCCGUACAAGGCUUGCGACAACAAAAAGGUCAAAGAUGGCAGCCUCCGUAAAGGCCUUCCAUAAAUAUCUAUUUUCCUUCAAAUCGUUAAGAAGUACACAACUCCGAAAUGAACGGUUCUUGUCCACGUCCGAGUGUUGUCCGGCUGCGGAAAAGGACGACGGGCGGCCGCCUACAUUCACCCCUCCACCCAAGCCCGUCAUCGUCGAUAAGACGCAGAGUGUGGCAGCUUUGCGCAAGUUCCUGAGCCCGGAGUUCGUCCCACCCCGUCAGAGGACAAACCCGGUGAAGUUUUACAUGGAGAGGAAAGACAUGAUCCGCAGGAGGACUGUGAUCAACCUUCCGGAAUUCUACGUGGGCAGCAUACUUGCCGUGACCAUGGCUGACCCGAAUGCCAGUGGCAAAUCAAACCGCUUUGUUGGCAUAUGCAUCCAGAGGGGUGGGAAGGGUCUCGGAGCAACUUUUGUCCUGAGGAACAUCAUCAAUAAUCAAGGCGUGGAGAUCUGCUACGAGCUGUACAACCCGCGCAUCCAGGAGAUCCAGAUCCUGAAGCUGGAGAAGCGGCUGGAUGACAACCUGAUGUACCUGAGGGACGCCCUGCCGGAGUACAGCACCGUGGAUCCCGAAAUGAAGCCCGUGCCCAUCUCCCCCACCGGAGAGGUGCCAGUCAAUAUGCUCAAAGUGAAGAUGCGCCCGAAGCCGUGGUCCAAACGCUGGGAGCGGCCCAAGUUCAACAUCCAGGGCAUCCGCUUUGACCUGUCCGUGUCGCCGGCCGGGAUGGAGUACGUUCAGAGGUGGGCGAUGCCUUGGCUGGAGUACGACAUGCUGCGCGAGUACGACACCUCCAAGAUCGAGGAGCAGAUCUCCAGCGAGAUCCAGCGGGAGACGAGCAAGUUGAAAAUUACCUGAGAGCUCGAAUUGCCCCAAUGACUCAAGAGAACCGAAUGAGAUUCUGAUUAUGUGGAGCUCCUCAAAGAUGUAUCUUUACACACAUGCAGGUAUUGUAUAAUAAAUGCCACUCAACACCAUA